Molecule: messenger RNA, 4894 nt
Organism: Ceutorhynchus assimilis (cabbage seed weevil)
Lineage: Eukaryota; Metazoa; Arthropoda; Insecta; Coleoptera; Curculionidae
Source: the annotation of a GenBank genome assembly
CAAAUAUUGUCGAGAUUUUGAGUGCUAUUAGUAGAUAUCGAACAAAUCCAGUACCGUUACCUCGAACAACAAACUGCCAAUUACGGAUUUUAGCAGCUUUUAUUAUUAUUUCAUAGAAACAGACGCCGGUCUGCAAAAUAAUAGCCACGGGAGAGACUUAAAUUAAGUAGGCCGCGACCGUCACUGCCGCCUUUGCAUUUUAAAACCGCUUCGGAAACGUUGCCAGCUUGAACAAUUCCUUGCCUGCAUCGAUUCAGAUUAUUCAACGAAUUCAGACGAAAUUGUUUGUUUUCUGUUAAAUCGGGCAACGUUGAAACGUAAGCAUCUAGCAGCAGGAUCAGUCUCUGCUAGUCUUCUUCACCUGCGAAGUUACGGACUUCUGCUAGAGCGCAGAGGAGGCGGAACAAGAGAUUUCCGUAAGUUUCCGUGUUUUUUUUUCUUAUCCGCAGGGGUAAAUAUCGUGCGUGUUUUGGCCGGUAUUUUUUAGUUUUAGUUUUCCUGCUGAUGAUGUGAAUGUGAUUUAAUAAUUGUUAGCUUGUGUUUGGUGGAUUUAAUUUGAGCCUGCUGGCUGUCAAAGGAUCUUCUUAGAGUUGCCUUUCAGAAGAAGCGUGCAGCUGUAAAAAUGUCAAAUAAGUGACGUAAGCAACAUGCCGAGCGCCGCCGAGGUUAACCGAUCCGACUCCAACAGGUCGGACGCGUCCCAAAAACCCAGAGUGUCCUUUAACAGGGACGUGCACGUCAAAAGGAUCGUACCUCGAGAUAGUUCAAGAGUACCGGGCGCUGUUAUCGGUAUCGAUGGCGAUACAGUUUUGACGUCGCCGGUGCGCAGGGAACGGGUGAAAAAGUCGAAAAAAGAAUUGGCCGACGAAGCUGCCAAAGUUAUCAGUCAAGCGGAUAAAGUAGGAUGCGUUGCCAACGACAAAGGUACCAUUCCAGAAAAAUUCUACACUUUGCCUAAUAGAAAACGCAAUAUCAAAGAUAAUAUCCGAAAAGAGCAAGAUUUCUACUCCUUAGACCGAAAAUCGAAUAAAAGACGCAGUUCUUCCGAAUUGCAACCACCGAAAAAACCUCCUCGCACGUUCACCUCCGUUUCCAGCCCACAAUCGACCGCAAAACCUUCAAUUUUUGACAUUUUCUCGAAAAAACCAGAAAAACCGAAAAAAUCGAAUUUGAGGCGAAGCCUUAGCGAUGCUUCGGCUUUGAAAUCUAGAGCUUACGGUCCCGUUGCUGACGAUAAUCCGAAAGUUAGAAGGGAUGGUGGUGAUACCGAGGAAAAUGUUAAAAAAGUGAAUACGAAAAAACAGUUGUCGCCUAUUAUUGAAGUAACGCAACGUGAAGACUAUUUUACUGGUGACAAUAAGGAGAACAUUGAGAAUUCUCCCAAACCUGAAAUCCGUUCCGAAAGCGUAACGGAACAACUCAAAAACUACAUCGACGAAGUAGACGAGGAGCUUUACAAAGAAACCGGAAUCAGAAUAACGUCGACCCCGAGAAAAAGAGACCCCGAACCGAUCAUCAUAGACUUGGACAAAGCGGAAAACAUUUCCGGCACGAAAAAGCACAAAUUGAAUUUCGGUUUGGGCAAAAAAUUCAAGUCGCUGACCCAAAAAAAGCCCAAAGACCGCCAUGAAACAUCUGCCAUCGAAAUAGCUGCAAAACAAUCACCCACCAUGAUCCACAGCAGUCAAAAACCCGCUGACAAACCACCCUUGACCAAAGGCAAAACUGUCAAUUCGAUGGUGAAACGGCUGAGCAGCGAUUCGUGCUCGUCUCCGCCGCCUCCCACGCGCACUAACGUCCUCAUCAUGCCGAACGUCGCUGUGCAACACAAUAAUAACCAGCCAUUUUCUUAUACGCGGGGCGUCAGUCCCGAAAAAUACAAAUCCAACGAGGAUUUGCCCACUAAACCCGUCAUCUAUGCUCAGGUGGUUUGCGGAACGAAAGGAACUACUAACGAAAAACAAACAAUCCAUACCACCUACAAUGGUAGAAGACAGCCUCAAUCCGAUUCGGAUGAAGGCCUAGGCGGUGAAGACAGUUCGGGUUUCACAAGGAAAUACGAAACUGAAAAAUUGUCGUUCACGCGUUUCGGUGACGAUCAUUUCGAAAGCGAUACCGAAAAGUUGCUGGACGAAAUCGACAAGUACAAAGCCGAAAGUCCCAUUUUACCCAAGUACAGGCCGAAUUUUACGAGUAGCUACAUGGAACGCGGCAGGGCUGACGGUAUGGACGCCAAGCGCAGAGAAAGUUUGACUGAAAACGACCAGGGUUUUUUGCGGAACGAUCUUUCGGCAAGGAGAGAUCUUCUGGAAUCGAGAAUUAACAGGAGGAUGAACGAGAAAAUCACUCCCUCGCCGGAGUAUCCUAAAAAUAACGUUUACGUUGUGGAGAAAUCGUCGAAGUAUUACAGGAAUGGUUCUACUAGUCCGACAGGCUACAAAGAAAAAUUUGUUUCUGAGACUAAAAAAGAUGCUUUUGGUGAAAGACGUACCGAAUCGAGAACGAAAAAAUACUUUGGCGCACCCGAUCUGUCCGACAGCGAACCAAAAAGUUUGGACUAUCGAUCCGCACCAAUGGAUACGCGCCAUCGAUACGAUUCUAGUCAGACGAUCAACACGCGUAAUCGAUAUCGCACUUCCGAAAAGCCAAAACUUGUAAAAGACAAAACGAUUUACCGAUCCACUCCGGAAAUGUUUCACAAUUCGCAUCAGAUUCCUCCAAGGUCUUACCAUGACUCGUUACCCAGAGAAGAAAAGUUUGUGAAAACUUUAAACAGGCAAGAAAGCGACAGAAGGACUGAUCGAUUAGUUGACAGUGGUAUUGAGAAUGACAUCAGGCGUGAUAGUAGCGAAAAUUAUCGUCCUACUAGGCCUGCUAGAACGAAACAUGAACUUUACAAUGAAAGUGAAGAUGAAGGUUUUGCAAGUUCGCUCUUGAUUACUAACGAAAAGCACCACACCGAAACGAACCAUCAUAACCCGAGAAAAUCCCGAAUAGAUUACGAUUCCGACGAGUUUUACAGGAACAAGUACAUCCCUAGGGAGCGAAGUAUCGACGACGGAUCACAUUUCGAUCCCCGAUUAGAUAAGGACGUGAUUAUGAAACGCGCUAAUGAAAGGAAGCCGCCUAAAGCGGAGAAGAAGAGUAGUUUAGAAAAGGUAAAGUCUCUGUUCACCAGGGACAAGAAAAAAGACAAAACCUCAACCCUCCAAAAGCAAAAAUCCAAAUCGUUGCACGGCAUCCGACAAGGGGACGCUAAAAGUUCAGACUACAAAAACAGACGAAGACUGUCUACUCCGAGUCCAUCCAGAGACGCUCCAGCACCAAAACGCACCGAAUCCACUCACGGCAGUUGGUUCAAGUCCUUGGACAGGCUCACAAGAAGGAAAUCUGAUAAACACCCCAAAGAUGGCUACAUGACCACGACCGAAGACGAAGGUACCAUUAUCACCAAAAAAAUAUCUUCUUCCGCCAGCAAUUUACGCUUUUUCGGCGACACCGAUCCAGAAUCCAACGACGACAGCGUCAGAGGCAUGAAAACCCACAAAAAACGCACAGUCUCGGGACUGAAAUCUCAGUCGACCAGAGACCUGCACGAUAUUUCAGAAGAGAAACGCGCGGGACAUCACAAGUCACUCACCAACAUAUCGGAGACUGAUUUUAAAGGUAGCAGGACGAGCCUGAAGCCUCCAAUUUCUCCUGGUAAUAGAUAUCAGCGAGAUUUGAAUCAUAGGGAUGACCGGAGGAGGCGCAAAAGGCCGGAUUUGAGCUCGGUGGAAAGUUCUACUGAAGGUGACAGUAGUCAGCAGUCGCAGAGGAGUAUUGUGUACUUACAUGCUGCUACAGUUGGCGAUAUUCCCGGACCGGGAUAUUUGAAAUCAAACACGCGAGCAGCAUCGCGCGAAGACCUCACCUCGACCAAUUCGAGCUACAUUCAGCCCCAAGUCAAAACGUUGAGCCGGUCGUUUUCGGUUUUGGCGCCGUGGAGGCCGCGUCAUCAGAAAGAGGCCAUGGACAUCGACUACACCCAGUACAACAAGCAACCGAGAAACGGCAAAUACGAACAGAAAUCGAGUAAGAGCGGCUCGAAUGUCAAUUCGACUUUGAAGAGGAAAACGCAACGCAGUCAACCAACUCUGAAUAGGAAGAGUAGGAGUAAGGAAAACUUGACUGGGCUUAAUAGACAAUCGAAAGAAGAAUUAUCACGAGGUUCAACGUCAACGCUUUACAAGAAGAAAGAAAAACUGCCGCGUGAAAAUUCUAGAUACGUGCGCGACGAUAGAAAAAUGCCUGGAAAAUGUCAAUCGGUGGAAUCGAUUUCGAGAAAAACCGACAGGGACGUGUCCAGAUCGGUGUCGAUGCCCAGAGAUACGGAAAAAACCGCCGGGUGGUUUAAAAAAGUGAAAAAGUCAUCGAGCAAUCAACGACUGUGAUUUUCGAAUGAUGAUCUUGUGCCAUUGUCGUUGGGUGUUUGAUUUGUAUUGUGCCUUAAAAUUGGAUUUUAUUUUCUUUUCGUUACGUUGCGUGCCUAGUGAAAAGGAAAUAGAAUUUUUCUAGUGUUUAGUAAUUUUUACCUAUUUCCUCUAACCUCUAUAAUUAAUAAAUUAAUUUACGAAAAUAAUGUUAAUAAUUAAUUCAUGGUGCUAUAUUUUAUAAUUAAUUGUAAAAUUAUUGUAAAUUGUGACUUGAGAGUGUCUGUAUAGGGAUGUAGGUACGUGUGUAUGGUUUCGGAGUUUUGGAAUUGAACAAAUUUUAAACGAAAUAUGUUACCCUGUCAAUUUUUAUCUGCUGCGUAUUUUGUAAAGAUUUUUUUUCAAAUAUUAGUUUGUUAAAUACAUUUAUUGUUUAAAGUGCUAUAUUAAUACCUUCUAAAAUAAAAGUUAAUGACUAAUAA